UACAUCGGAAUCACGGCAUGUUCUAAAUCUGAGUUACUGUUGGGGUAUGGUAGUGUUGCCCCUGAUUUGUACAGCUGACCGCUAUCACUGGAAUAUCAGAUCUAGAUGUGUGUAGACUGUUGUCCAACAUGCCGACAGCUAGUCAGUGUUUGAUUCUCAGCAACCUGGUUUCCCGGAGGUCCUACAACCCCUAUGUCCUGAGCGACAACACACCAGAGGGGGACAAUGAUGAAACGACCACACCCGAGGUAACCGCUGACCCUGCAAUCGCCACCAACAACGCUUCCGUCACGGCUAGUCAGCCCCGGACCACAGGGCAUCUCACACCCACCCUCGCCCGGUCUUCAGAGCGCCCAGCCACGACCCACGGGAGAGGCAGAAAAGCACCCACGCGUCCUAUAAUGCACGUGCAACUGUUUGCCAUUCAGCUGGCGACCCAGGCUUGCUUGCACCCGACCCAGACAUACCAAAACGGACGGGAUCUGCAUUUUUGGGUCACCGUCGAUACCCUAUCUCCACCCGGAUUUCGACAGUCGUUGCCCGGAGCAGUAGGAGGUUGGACCGACAUCGUGAGAUGACAACCUUCCAGAAACAGUGUAUGGACUCCGUUGAAGGCGCUCUCUCUCCGCGCAAUACUUACGAUACUAUUCAUACUGCGCAUGACCGGGAUUCAUACAGACUUCCGGAGUCAGAUUCGCGAAACAGGAAGGGAGGUUUGAACGUUGAUACAACAGUUGCCGUCGUCUCAGACGACGGCGUUCAGGUAAACAAUGCAGGUUUUUCCUUGUUAAGACGAGUUAACAUCAACGUCCUCGACGACGCACGUGCCGUGGCCAUGUUCCAGCGACCUGUGGUCAGAUUUGACAGUAACGUAAAGGUGUGUGACCCCCAGGAUAGAUUCCAGUCGGGCCUCCCACAUUCACAACCGCUGCUUCAUAUUGUUGACACUGACGUUGCGUCAGCAGCUGCGGCAACAGAUCUUGUGAGCCUGGCGUCCGACGCAGUGCACGGCGUGGCUGACACCGGGGAUGGCAUGGCCGACCCAGAGGGACAAGUACAACCACACGCUUUCCCGAUGAAAGGCCCCAAACUGUUCCUUCCGGUGGCAUGUACUGAUGAGCUGCGCGCGCGUUUAUACGAACUGGGCUGGCGACGACCAAUCAAACCAAAGAGAAAGAAGGAAGAAGCUCCUCAGGCACCUACUGUCGAUCUGAGUGGCCUCCCUUCGCUGAUGGACAUGAAGAAGGACCCAAUGCUCCGAAAGGCGCGGAAGGCCCGCGCCCCACCACUCCAAAGCAAACCCCCGGAGCCGAACCCUAACGCCGUUUGCUUCAGCAUCGUCGGCUCCACGCUGACCCACCAUGAAGUAUGGGCUGCCUUCAAGAAGGAUAUCCUGUCACAACACCCAGAGGUGAAGGUCAGGUCCUUACAGUUUAUCCCCGGGCCAUCUUCAUCAAACGACCCAAGGGGGGUGACCCUAUCGAGGAUCGGUGGGUCAUUACCUUCACCUCCGAGUGGUUCAGGAACAGGGUGGCAGGCAUGGACCUCAAGUUCAAGACUGAAGCAGUACAGCUUCGACGGUACGACGACGUCGUUAACUGCGAAUACCGACAGUUUACCCGGAUGAACGACUACAUGAAAAUGGUCAGCAUGAA
Haliotis rubra (blacklip abalone) is the source of this 1655-nucleotide messenger RNA. RefSeq lists its product as uncharacterized. The record is from RefSeq and is a predicted model, not a curated record. The transcript has 3 exons. NCBI's taxonomy places the organism in Eukaryota, Metazoa, Mollusca, Gastropoda, Lepetellida, Haliotidae. The coding region runs from base 575 to 1627 and encodes 350 amino acids.